This is a messenger RNA of Cynoglossus semilaevis (tongue sole), 1482 nucleotides long. RefSeq names its product tubulin cofactor a (gene tbca). Gene Ontology annotation, cellular component: microtubule cytoskeleton; cytosol. The record is from RefSeq and is a predicted model, not a curated record. Gene Ontology annotation, biological process: tubulin complex assembly; post-chaperonin tubulin folding pathway. NCBI's taxonomy places the organism in Eukaryota, Metazoa, Chordata, Actinopteri, Pleuronectiformes, Cynoglossidae. Bases 114 to 440 code for a protein of 108 amino acids. The transcript has 4 exons. Gene Ontology annotation, molecular function: beta-tubulin binding.
CCUCUCCUACAAUCGAUUCCACCGUGAACAGCUCGUCAGCCUUGCCUUCCACCUGCACUACGGCAGCAUCACCGUGAUACAAUAAACUAGGCAAUAUUACCACAUACUCAGGCAUGGCGGACCCAAGAAUACGACAAAUUAAGAUCAAAACCGGCAUCGUUAAACGGCUGGCUAAAGAGAAGACUUCCUAUAUAAAGGAAGCCAAGCAGCUAGAGGAGAAGAUUGAGCGCCUGAAAACAGAAGCAGGAGAUGAGUACUUCAUCAAGAAACAGAUGGAGGUGUUGCAGGAGUCCAAAAUGAUGAUCCCAGACUGUCACCGUCGGCUGGCCAUCGCACACGCAGACCUGCUUCAGUUAUUAGAAACAGAAGAGGAUAUGGCAGAAACAGAAGAGUACAAAGAGGCCAGAAAUAUGUUGGACUCAGUGAAGCUUGAAGGAUAAUUUUCUGAUGAUUGUCUGCUACAAUCUCUCGCCUAAAUCUCCAUUCCUUUCUUGAGCUCUUGUUCCAGGCAAACUUAAGUCUGUUGAUCUUCACUUUCUUUAUGUAAUUAUUUCUCCUAUUGUUUUUAACAUGCCACUGCUAUUAAAGUUGCCCUUAUGUGAUCACCAGAAAACCAUAAUUUUUUUUCUUUAAUACAUAAGAGAUCUGAAGAAGAUUUAUUUCCCUCGCGCACACACACACACUCAGACACUAGGCUUAAAUGUGAAGGUUGUUUGUUUCUUUUCAAUGAGGCAGAGUUUUGUGAAGAUGAUUCGAUUCAGUAUUGAUCUAGAUACUUCAAUAUUGAUUUCGUAUCAAGUAAAACUGCACAAGUAAUUCAUUAGAGUACCAGAUUAUGAUAAUUAUUUAUUUAGUUGGCCCAAUUUAACAACCAAGGUGUAAGUCAGCAUUUUGAGAAAUAAAACAUCUGAAAAUAAAACUUCAGCACAAUAAUACUAGCUCUGAAUAUGAUACAGUAAAGUAAGUAAAAACAGAUAUGAAAGUGCUGCCAGUGGCCAGAGGUUCUGUGAUGGAAAGAACUGUAUGAUCUGCUGGGGCAUUGCUCAGAAUGCACAGGACGCAAGAUGUUUUUUCUUUGAAAUUCCUUAAUGACGUAGUGCACUGAAUUGUAGUGUAUUUGUUUGUGGGCUAAUAUGUGCGUCAACAUUACCUUUAAAUAUAGAACAAUAUAUGAGGCAGACAGCCGUAAACAUCUCAUUUGCUGGUUUAUAAAUGCACAGUCUAAUAAAAUCUGUGUGUUAUAGUGAGCUUUCAGUUAUAAUUUAUAUUAAGAUUAUUAUCACAAGAGCAACACAAGAUCCUUCUUUUGUUACGUGUGUAAAAGCUGCUUUUUAUAUUUCUGUUUCCAAGUGGUACCAUCACCAGUGGUGACUGAUUGUCUUCAGGAGGUUUGCAUGUUUCCCGUCUGUGUGUUUGUCAGUCUGUCCUACAGUCAAAAACCAUUAGGUAAUUGUUCACUAAUAUAAUAAAUGUAUAAAAAUA